AUGAGUGCUCAAGGCUCUGGCAAUGAUAUUCCUGAUGAGGAAGUUCAGAAGGACAUAGACAAGCUAGAUGAAAAAAGCAUAAGCAAGAAAAAGCAAAUUCUUGGGCUAGAAAAAAAAAACCCUCCAGAUUGCAAAUUUAUUGUGUUCCAAGGAGUCAUUCUCUCACAGCUUCCUCAGCCUCUUCUCUUAGGUGCCAUGACUGCCAUCACUGGACUCAAGUUCAAUUAUGACAAGAACGGGGUAGAACUCAGGUAUCUCAUUCACAGGCCAAGUUCAAGUUCCCAGAUGUUGGAUAUUAUAUCAAAACUAGAUCCUGUAAGAACUUGGAAACGUCGUGUUUCUGCCUAUUCGGGCGUAGGGCUGUUUGUAAGCUUCAGCGGAGUUAUGCUUUACGUUGCUGGGCAAUUCUUUGUGAUCGCAAUGGUGAAUAGUGUGUCAAGCUUUGUUAGUGCUAACCAAUUGCUUACUGUUGCUAAGCUAUUGUGUGCGGUCGCACUGUGUCUGUCACCUUAUAAGAACUCUGUUCUUCGUACUCCUUACGCAACUUUCUCAAUGCUUUUAAGCUAA
Messenger RNA from Dovyalis caffra, 567 nucleotides. NCBI's taxonomy places the organism in Eukaryota, Viridiplantae, Streptophyta, Magnoliopsida, Malpighiales, Salicaceae. The record is from the annotation of a GenBank genome assembly.